AUGGCCUCUAAGAAUUAUUUCAAAAGACUCCUAUUUAUCAUAAUAUGCAUUGCUAUCAUAAGUGUUGGAACAAAUGAUGAACAAGAAGUGCAAAGUUACCAGGUAGUGGGAACGUUGCUUUGUGGAACAGCUCCAGCCAUUGGUGUUCGAGUAAAACUUGUUGAUGAUGAUUUUGGGUCUGAUCCUGAUGACGAUCUCCAUUCUGGUUACACGAACGAACAAGGACGUUUCGAUUUGUCAGGCCAAACAACAGAAUUCACAACGAUCGAUCCUCAUUUGAAAAUAUAUCACGACUGUAAUGAUGGAGUCACUCCUUGUCAACGAAGGUGGAAAUUUGAAUUGCCACACCAUUAUAUCACGAAAGGACGACGCAGACCAUCCAAAGUUUUCGACAUUGGCAUAUGGAACUUGGAAGCAAUUCUUCCCGGUGAAAGCCAUGACUGUAUUCAUUGA
Messenger RNA from Dracunculus medinensis (Guinea worm), 453 nucleotides. The record is from the annotation of a GenBank genome assembly. Lineage: Eukaryota; Metazoa; Nematoda; Chromadorea; Rhabditida; Dracunculidae.